AUGUCUCUCCCGGGCUUGGAGCUGACGCAGCCCUCGGAGGAAAGGCACUUGGCCGUCGCCCCGCCGUCGCAAAUCGCAUUGAAGGCGGGCUCUGAAUGGCGCUUUGAAGUUGCAUUCGGCCAUAUCGUUAGAGUCAAACUCCUCUCCGGCACCGCCGAGCUAUUUGGCACUGAGCUCGCCGAAUCGCAGACAUACACCUUCUCCGGCACCAAGGCGGCAAUCUACACAUGGUAUGGAUGCGAAUUGGAAGUUACUGCUGGCGAGACUGGCGCUAUUACAUCUGAUGGAGUGACACCCGUGGCCGGUCAUGGCGCAGGCGGUUGCCAAAGCGAGUACACCGCGGAAGAGACGCCCAUGAUUGAAUACGCCAACCUUCAUUUCGCGCUGGAGUCAAUGCGUCAGGAAGCGCAAGGAUCGGGCAAGGAUGGUCCUCGGGUCUUAUUGCUGGGACCUGAUGAUGCGGGUAAGACGAGCUUGGCGAAGAUCUUGACGGCUUAUGCCACGAAGGCUGGUCGGCAGCCAAUGGUUGUGAACUUGGACCCGACUGAGGGUAUGCUCAGUGUUCCAGGUACUCUCACUGCAACUGCCUUCCGGACGAUGUUGGAUAUCGAGGAUGGCUGGGGCAGCAGUCCUAUGUCCGGACCGAGCCCUGUGCCUGUGAAGCUCCCGCUUGUUUACAGCUACCCACUUGCCAACCCUCUCGACGCCGAGGCCUCAGUCUACCGACCCAUCGUAUCACGUCUAGCCUUGUCGGUAACGGGUCGCUUAGCCGAAGACGAGGAAGCCCGUGAAACCGGCAUCAUCGUUGAUACCCCCGGCAUCCUCUGCUCAGGCAAACCAGGUAGUCUGGAGCUGAUCAAUCACAUCGUGACCGAAUUCGCCAUCACAACCAUCGUCGUUCUCGGAUCAGAGCGUCUCUACAGCACCAUGGUCAAGCAAUAUGACAACAGGCCCAGCGCCAGCGCCUCAGCCAAUAUCUUCGACGAGCGCAUUUCCGUCUUGAAACUGUCCAAAUCAGGUGGCUGCGUUGACCGCGACGAUGCAUUCCGCAAGGCUACCCGCGAGUCUCAAAUCCGUACUUAUUUCUUCGGCAAUCCAAUCCCCUCCACCGCAUCUGCGGCCCUCUCCCUCUCAGCAUCAUCCACAUCCGCCGUGACUCUCUCGCCCCACGCGCAAGUCAUGGACUUUGCCUCGCUAUCAAUCUUCAACUACACUGUCAUCUCCACUGAAGACGAAGACGAGGAUGAAUACGAUCCUUCUACUCUCGGCAUGGGCGGCUCAUUCGACGAUUCUACGACCCACCAUCAAGAAACAGAUCGCGCCGCGCCACUCCCAGGCAUAAUCGGCCUCUCGAACGAUGUACAUAACCCCUCCACCUCCAAUACCCCGAGCAACGUCCCACUCAAGAAAGUCCUGCCACCUGCACCCUCCGCCCUGGCCAAUACCCUGAUUGCAGUAACCCACGCUUCAACCACCGCCUCACCUGCCCAAGUCCGCGAUGCCAGCAUCAUGGGCUUCCUUUACGUUGCAGAUGUUGACGCAGAGAAGGGUAAGAUUCGGGUCCUUGCACCUGUUGGUGGAAGACUCCCACCGCGGGCAAUGAUUUGGGCUAAGCGUUGGCCUACGGAGGUUGUUGGGUUGGUCGGUUGA
This is a messenger RNA of Penicillium subrubescens, 1650 nucleotides long. RefSeq names its product cleavage polyadenylation factor subunit CLP1. Gene Ontology annotation, cellular component: nucleus; mRNA cleavage factor complex. The transcript is spliced from 2 exons. NCBI's taxonomy places the organism in Eukaryota, Fungi, Ascomycota, Eurotiomycetes, Eurotiales, Aspergillaceae. Gene Ontology annotation, biological process: tRNA splicing, via endonucleolytic cleavage and ligation. The coding region runs from base 1 to 1650 and encodes 549 amino acids. Gene Ontology annotation, molecular function: polynucleotide 5'-hydroxyl-kinase activity. The record is from RefSeq and is a predicted model, not a curated record.